UACGCGGCAUGCGGUGUAUGUAAAAUGUACUCCUCUGGCGUACUACUGUGUUCGCGGCAUAUACACAGCAAAUACGCAGCAUGUACGCCACAGAGGCUUGCUUCUGUAAGGGAUUGCACAUAAAAUCUCGAGAAAAGGAGAAAGUGUCCUCAGUAUAAUAACACCAAUGUUGUUUGUAUGAAAAUAAACAUAUUUUUCUUUCCAUAAUUUUUUAGAUAGGCGAUAUAUGACUUCUUUGUGUUGAUUCGCUGUAAAACCCAACUCAUUCACUUUCCAUAUAAAAUCUAUAGUGACUGUAAAGAUUCUGCGUUGUUGUCUGUCCUUGUCCAAUAACAGUGUGUGUGACCAUGAGACGUCAUCAGGUGUUGUUGUUUGUUAUGUUAUUGUCUACGUUUAAUGCAAAUUGUCUAGGUUUGAUGCAAAUUUUAUCGGGAAAGUCUGUAUUUGAACAAAUAUUAAGAACAAACAAAGGAGCAUUUCACUACUUGCUACCAUUGCAGCCCGACACAGAAUUCGUAUUAGCUUUGGUAAAUUCAAGAAUAUACUUCUAAUAAAUUUCUUUAAAUUUAUAUUUUACUUAGGAUAAACGGUGUGUCUUAAAAUAUUUUAGGAUUAUCUCCUAGCAACAGAAAUUAUAUCUGUCUUCAAUAUCUUUUUAAAGCAAUACAUGGUUUUACAGAUAUCCUAAAGCCAGACGGAUUGUUCACUUAGUAAUCAACCAUGAAACUGAUAUUAUAUUGUGCUGUUAUAUUCUUAGCAUGUGCUUUCACCUGUCUCACAGGACCUGAGAGUGUUGCAAAUGCCAAGCCCAUUCCUGGAUGUGCUUCAAACACAGAGUGUCCACAAGGAAGAAGAAUUUCUAGACAUGUGCAGGGUCAGCCUGAGCCACGAAGUGAAUCAAGCAACUCGGACUCGGCCGAUGAUUCAUCAGACUUAAACCCAGGUCAAGGUUCAUCAGACUCAAACUCAGGCAAUGGUUCAUCAGACUCAGACUCUGGUAAAGGUUCAUCAGACUCAGACUCAGGCAAAGGUUCAUCAGACUCAAACUCAUGUAAAGAUUCAUCAGACUCAAACUCAGAAUUAGACAGGUGUAGUACAGACCCUUGUAAGAAUAAUGGUACAUGUGUAGAGGGUGCAGACAAUUACACAUGCAGUUGUGCUGAUGGUUUCAGAGGCAGAAACUGUGAAGAAUUGGACAGAUGUAGCACAGGCCCUUGUAAGAAUAAUGGUACAUGUGUAGAGGGUGCAGACAAUUACACAUGCAGUUGUACUGAUGGUUUCAGAGGCAGAAACUGUGAAGAAGCAGUACCUGUUGCGUCAUGUCAAGAAGGAUGGUUCUUUUUCAGUGGUAGCUGUUAUUAUCUUAGUGACAUGGAUUUAGAUUGGCUAUCUGCUGUUGCUGCCUGCAAUGAAACCGGUGCAUAUCUUACAGAAAUCCAGACUCAAGCAGAACUGGAUUUUUUUACUACGAUACCUGAUUUCAAUGAGUUUGUUUGGAUUGGACUGAACGAUAGGAAGAUCGAGGGCGAAUUUGUUUGGCAUAAAUCAGGGGACCCAGUGUCUUUCAUCAGUCCGCAAUAUUAUUUCCGCGGCAGCUUUCCAGAUUGGGACUGUGUUGCCUUUGAGGUCAAUUCCAAUUUUUGGGUAGAUGGCAGUUGUAACAUGGAACUUUUAUAUAUCUGUGAAAAGGAAUCUAUGUAUUAGCAGAGGAAGAUGUCAACCUCGAAGGACAAAAACAGGAAAAUUUGAAAGAUUUUGAUAUGUCAGUGGACUAAAAUAUUUUUCUGGCAUUUUGUAAAUGGACUAAACAUCUUUGUCGAAAGUUACUAUGUAUUCUUUUUAAUUCGAUGUAAAUGAGAUGUGAAACCAAAAUUUGUAGUCCUGUUUGGCGCCAUAUAACCUAUACUGUGCUGAUGCGCCGUAAAACCCAAAUAAACAAAUAAUAUUUAAUUUAAAAAAAAUAGUUCAGCUCUUUAUUCCAUAUUCUCAGUAAUAAAAGCAUUAAAUAAUAAAAAUGA
This is a messenger RNA of Mercenaria mercenaria, 2018 nucleotides long. Its product is annotated as sushi, nidogen and EGF-like domain-containing protein 1. Gene Ontology annotation, molecular function: calcium ion binding. The coding region runs from base 721 to 1704 and encodes 327 amino acids. NCBI's taxonomy places the organism in Eukaryota, Metazoa, Mollusca, Bivalvia, Venerida, Veneridae. The record is from RefSeq and is a predicted model, not a curated record. The transcript is spliced from 11 exons.